UGACUCUCUCCCGCCUCAAAGUCAUUUCAUUUCAUAUGUUGGAAUGUCCAGGAGCCUCUUUCAGGCGGGUUGGUGUCCAUAUGGCCCAGUGCCUGUGUGGUCCAAAGGUGGAAAGUGACAGUCAUAACAAUUAUGGAUUCUUCAGAGGAGGAGCAUGUAAGAAUGAACGUGAAGAAGCUUGUGUCUGCUUUCCACAACAAAGAACAGCCAGAAGUGUCUGCUGGCUCAAAAGACAAGAGCCAAAGGAUACAGGCAUCCCAGUCUGAAUACUAUGAAUGGGCAUCACAGAGGUCUUCCAAAGACGUACCGCUUCAUUUCAGGAAAAAUCAUGGGGAGACACCAGGUUCAGCACCCUCUGUUUGUGAGACAACCAAGUCAAAAGACAUCCGUCAUGAUUAUAAAAGAGAACAGACACAGACACCCAGUUCUGAAUACUAUGAAUGGGCAUCAGCAAGGUCUUCCAAAGACGUACCACUUCAUUUCAGGAAAAAUCAGACACCAAGGUCUGAAUACUAUGAAUGUGCAUCAGCGAUGUCUUCCAAAGAUGUACCGCUUCAUUUCAGGAAAAAUCAAUUGGAGAAACCAGACUGUAACUUUGAUGCAGACGAGUCAUUAAAGGACUUCCCUCUUUUCAGCAACAAAAUUAAAGAUACCUAUGGGAUGCCACAGCCUUGGGGUGGACAUGUGACCUGGAAUAAGGAACCUUUCAAGUUUAUACCACAACCCCUUCCAGCAGCUGUAUAUCAAAUACAAAGAGCUGAUCACAGAGCCCCUGAUGACUUCAGGCAUCACAGACAUGAGAGGCCAAACGAUGACUGCUAUGAGUAUAAGACAGAUUCGUCUGCAACAGAUGUCUCGCUUCGCCUCGACAACGAAAGAAGACAGACCCAGCCUUUGGGUGGACAUAAGUACACUUCUGGACAAGAGGGGGUGCUUUGUGACAUUUGCCAACAAGCUGCUGCUGUAAAGACCUGUCUGACCUGUAUGUGUUCCUACUGUGGGUUUCAUGUCCGGGAGCACUACACAGUGGAGGCCCUGGAGAGACACCAACUCGUAGAUGUCACAGAGAAUUGCUGUCCGCACUACCAGAAGUCUCUAGAUUUCUUUUGCAGGACUGAUCAGAUGAGGAUUUGCAGCAUUUGCGUGCAGGGAGCCCACAGUGGACAUGAAAUUAUUUCUAAUCAGAGUGUUGGUGUUGCUGUCCUUGGACUGCCUGAUAAAGUGGUGCCCCCUCCUGGCGAAAUCACGUUUCUGUCAGUGAAGCCAACCUCAGUGAUCCUGAGCUGGGGAAGCCCUGAGGAACCAGAGGCACCACAGAGCUUCAGAGUUAAGUGGAGCUCUACAAAGAAGGAGGAAGGUUGCUUUGUCAUCAGAGGUUUUCAGAAAAUUGAAAUAGAGAGCCUCCAACUUGGACAGCUGUACUACUUCAGCGUGGCCACACAGGACGAGGAUGGCAGUCUGAGUAAAGCGGUCACAGCAUCCGUUUUCACAGCGGUGCCACCCCCUCGACAUUUAAGAAAAAUACAUGUAGAGGCCACAGCUCUGUGCCUGGACUGGACCGAAGGGAACGACAUGGAAGGAAUUCAACAUCGAUUCAUUCUUACUGUCACAAGUGAAGGAAAAGAGUCCCUAGUAAUAUACACCCAAGACUGCAACAAGACCAUCUCUGAUUUAGAGCCAGACACAAAGUACAAAAUCUCUGUCUGCACAGUGUUGAAUGAUAGGCACAGUGAAGCAGUUUCUACGUUUGUACACACAGAGCCAUCUCUCAGGGAGGUGCUGUCAAUGCUUGGACUUGAAGACCAGUAUGAUAACAAGCUCACACGUAGCUCUGUAAUGGAGAUUAAUCAGAAUGACACAUCAGAGAACCAACUGGACACUCCAAAGUCGCUUCCUGAAGCCUUUUUGAGAAGACUAAUGAUGCUGAACACAAGCGCUAGAAGUCUCAAAUGUGCAUCCUACGAUGUGGACACAGGCAGAAGCAACGCCAUCAAUCCCUUGGACCUGAUAACUGCCCUGUUUCUGUGUUCAGAUGGUAUUCUCCAGCAGGACAUUGUUCUGAAAAUGACACUCUGCCAGUUUGCUGUACCGCUCCUGUUGCCCAACUGUGAAAAAAGAGAAAUCACAAUGAUGCUGUGGUCUUUGCGCGACAUUGUCCGAACCUUUAGACCUCCCCAGCAGGCAUUCCUAAAGCAGAGCUGUGAGGAAAGACUUGUGAGCUCUCGUGUUCCUCUGGUGUCAUUUGUCAGGCUGGGAAAGAGGUUCUUGUCCAAGUCUCAGAUGUUGAACAAACUGCUAAGUAACUCUCAGCACUCUCAUGACACAUUUUAUCACUGCAACAUGGUGUGUGGUGACGUUCCCAGGAGAAUUUCAGAUGGGCUAGUCGAAAUGAGCUGGUACCUCCCUUGUGGGGACAGGAACGUGGACAAAUUCACUGAACCGCUGGCUGUUGCCAACCUUAGAGGAGACAUCAAGGCCUUUGAUAAGCAGUUCUCAUUCCUGUGUCAAACAUCUGCAGCUGUGUACAUCUUCUGCGAUGAAUCAGAAAUGGAUUUCUUCAAGAAUCUGCAAAAAAAACAAGGGACAGCAGAGUUCUUUUUGAUUAGCAGAACACAGGGGAAACACUUCACACUCAAAAUGGUGACGAUGGAACCAAGCUUGAAGAUAGCUGAUGUCAGUCAGACAAAAAAGACUGAUACUGAGCUGCUAAAGGUCUUGAAGGAAUCCAUCUCUAAAUUGCUUGAGGGCCGCCCAAACAAAAUGUCAGUGGCAAAUCUGGCUGAGGGAGCUCACCACUGUGAUAUCCUGAUUGAUGAGGAGAGUGAUAACUGCCAGAGCGCUUGGAACAAUGCGAAUAACAUCACUGAACGUGUCAAAACCACCUCAGAGUUCAAAGACAAGCACUUACCUUCCCAAGGGCACAUCUGGAAAGCACUCUCAUGGGUGGAAACCGAGCACUGGAGGCUGCGUAAGGUUGGCAAAGAGAACACUGAAAAUUACCGCAAGUCUUUGAAAACAAAAGAAAAACAACUCAGAGGAAAGCAGCAAAUCUUUGAGAUACCAGCUGGGAUGGUAAGCUUCAUUCAUGGGAUGGUUACAUCAGAGGUGCAACGCUACUAUUUCCUCAAAUGGUUGGAAAUAAAACUGGACAAUGUGUGCCGGCACCAGCUGUCAGCUCUGCAGGACCAAUACCAAGAGCUAAGCCAGAAAUCUCCGAAAGACACUGAGAAAAUUGCAGAGCUUGACAAGCAAAUUUCUGUUUGUUCCUUACGAAUGGAGCACUUCUUUCGAGAAUGUGGGCAGCUGUAUGAAUGUGCAAGUUACCUGCCAGAAUACACGCGUCAGAGAAAAACCACGGAACAACUCCCCGCACUGUGCGCUCAAAUGCUGCUGGAUGGUUUCCCUCUGGAGUUUGUUGACGGAGAUGCAGCAAACAUCCCAAUGAAAUGGACUGCUGCUGUGCUUACUGAACUCCACCACAUUUUGCAUUCCAAAACCAAGCUCAAGGUCAUAACAGUCAUCGGAGCUGAAAACUCGGGGAAAUCGACUCUGCUCAACACCAUGUUUGGGCUCAGGUUUGCUGUCAGCAAGGGGACAUGCACCAGAGGGGCGUUCAUGCAACUGAUCAGCAUCAACAGCAAAGUCAGGAAGGAGCUGGGCUGUGACUGCAUCCUGAUCAUCGACACCGAGGGACUGAAGCCGCAUCCGAUGGCUCAGGACGAUCACAGCCACGAACGCGACAAGGAAGUGGCGAGUCUUGCUGUGGCUCUCAGUGAUGUUGCAGUCGUGAGUGUUUCCAACUCUAGAGAGGAAGACAUCUUGGAGUUGGUGCUUCAUGCUUUCACAAGGCUGAAGGAUUUGGGCAAGAAGCCACUGUGCCAUUUUGUGCAUAUUAACACGCCUGCUGUGUCUGCUGCAGAGAGGAAGAAGAGAGAUAAAGAGUUGGUGGAACAACUCGAAGAAAUGAUACAGAAUGAUGAUGAAAUGAAGAAGGCCGACAUCGCCGAACUCUCAGAUGUGAUGCAGUUCAACAUAAACAACUGUAACUGGUACAUUCCUCCAGUUUGGCAUGGGGUGCCACCGAUGGCUCCUGUCAGUGUUGGCUACAGUGAGAAGGCACUGGCACUGAAAAAACAACUGAUAAAGGACCUCAAAAAGUGCCCCAAAAGAGGUGAUAUGAUGGAUUUUAUCGAGUGGGUAGACCGCUUCUGGAAGGCUCUAUGAGAAAUGAAGCCUUAACUGAGGAAAUACAUGAAAAACGGAUAUGGACAAGGUGUUUGAUCAAUAAAAACUAGUUUAUUGUCAUUCUUAUUCAUCAGUUUUUAUUAUUUAUAGUGUGUUUUCUGACCUGUCAGACACUGUACAAAUAAAACAUGAAACAGGAAAACUGCAAAUGCUUGCAUAAAGUAAACUCAGACAGGUUGUCAGUUAAAUUUUACCAAUAGGGAAAGAAGGUGUAUGGACAAAAACGUGACGUGUUCAGAUGUGCAGCAGACACCAGAAUGAUCUUCUGUCAAAUAGGUAUCAAAAAGAUGUUAAAAAUUACAGUAUUAGCAAGAAUUUGAUUUGCUUACAUCGGUUAAAUGAUAUCAAAAUGCAGAGCUGAAGAUACAACUCACAGUAAUGCAUAUGUCAUGAAUGCAUGUUUGUACAAUAAAGAUGUGUAUAUAUAUAUAUAUUUAUAUAAUCUUAUGUACUUGUUCUAUCAACAAAACAUUCACUUUUCUAUAUGUAUUAGAUUAAUACACACAGUCACAGUCAACUUGUACAUUCAAGUUUAAACUGAGGAUUUUUAGAUGUGGCAUUAUUACUGAAUUUAUUAGAUUAAAUCUUACAUCUUCAGUAAUUUCAGAUACAGGUCAGGUGACAAACUACAUAUUUAAUUGGUUGGUUUGCCCAAAUUAUGAAAACAACAAACAAAUAAGCUAAAUUCUAUUUGAAGUUUACAGUAUCUAGCCAGUGGUUGGAUUUUACUUCAUUAGGCUUUUAAAUGUAAUUCUCUUGCAAAUGUAUACAUACAGACAUACAAAUGGGUGACAGACUAGAGGGAAAAUCAACGUAUAAUGUCUUAGUAAGAUGUUUGGUCGCCACAUGCUUCAAUGCACCUUUGCAUUGAUUUCUCUAAGUUUCUGCAAUUCUACUGGAGGGAUGGAGGACCAUUUUUCCACAAUAUGUUCCCUUAUUCGGUGUUUUGAUGAUGGUGGUGGACUAACCCUGAAUAACACCUCAGUCCAGAAUCUUGCAAAGGUGUUCAAUUUGUCACCUGUCUUUAUAUUCAAAGUCAAGUUCACAUCUGAGAGGACCACAACUUUGGUUGAACUCUCUUCUUACUCUAUAAUCUCUCAAUACACACAUUAAAUACAACAUUCAUACAACAGUAGCACAUUGAGGGGAAACUUUUUAUGCUUGAGAGGUGAUGGACGUAAGUGAAAAAUUACAGACACUAAGACGUCUUUGUACAUCAGAAAAAAAUAAAAAUUAACAGUGCGCAGUCCA
Molecule: messenger RNA, 5496 nt
Organism: Amphiprion ocellaris (clown anemonefish)
Lineage: Eukaryota; Metazoa; Chordata; Actinopteri; Pomacentridae
Product: up-regulator of cell proliferation-like
Exons: 17
Coding region: 133-4224 (1363 amino acids)
Molecular function (GO): GTPase activity; GTP binding; protein binding
Source: RefSeq, a predicted model, not a curated record